Molecule: messenger RNA, 504 nt
Organism: Striga asiatica
Lineage: Eukaryota; Viridiplantae; Streptophyta; Magnoliopsida; Lamiales; Orobanchaceae
Source: the annotation of a GenBank genome assembly
AUGGGUAUCAGGCAAAUUGGCUCAACAGCUAAUCUCAACCUAAGAACAUCUAGCGGCGGGACUGAUUGUCGCAUAAGCAGCUUAAUGCGGUCCAGCGGCGCGGUGACGGUUUUGGCGGCGGCGCCGGCAAUCGCGCCGGCGGCGAAAAGAGCAGCGUCUUUGGGAACCAAUGCGAGCGCAGCCAACGGAUGCUUGAGAAGCUGGCCGAACGCAGGCGCGAAAUCCUUUCCUUCCUUGUUCUUCUCCGCGUGGGAAAUACACGCGAAAUUCGACCUUCUCCGAUUGCCGCCAGCAUCGGACCACAAUAAGGGUUCGCACGGGCCGAGUUCGGCAAAAUUUUUCGGGUCGAGGCCCGGAAUCUCGCGCCAUACUAGUAAACUUGAUCGUCAACAGCCACCACUAAAAGAUGGGUCGUGCAACUUGUCGGCUGCCCUCACCACCACAACUACAAACUUUCCCGUCAAAGCCUUCGACAAGAGGAAGAGACCCCAGAAGCUCGUCUAA